This is a messenger RNA of Symbiodinium pilosum, 540 nucleotides long. Lineage: Eukaryota; Dinophyceae; Suessiales; Symbiodiniaceae. The record is from the annotation of a GenBank genome assembly.
AUGCCAGCUAUCAGCAGAAGUGGAGUCUUUGUGGCGCGCUGGGGAGUGGGGCAGCGUCUCCUCAUGCUUGGGGCGCUGCUGCUGGGCUGCGUAACGACAGGCUUAGCUCUAUGGCUUCUCACGCAGGGUGAGGCCGGGGUCUGGGAGGCGGCAUUGGCACUUGACAUUCCGGGGCUGGGUUGCCUCUUAUUUGGACUCGGAAUGGGUGCUCCCACGAGCCUGUCUUUGGUCGAGCGCGACGGGGUGUGGCAUUUGGAUUUUGAGAUCCGGUGCUUCAGCCUAAAGAGCCAGCCCCUUCAGAGCUUGACGGGAAUUACCGAGGUCGCAAGCCGUGCGAUCACCCCUGGGGUCAAAGAAGGUUAUGCCACAGGGGUCCCAACGUGGGAACUGACUUUCCCAGGGGCGGUGGUUUGGAUAGUUACCCUGGAAGACCAUGUUGGCUUCUUGGAGGAGCUCGUCAAAGCUUGCGAGGCCUCGAACCAUCGGUUAACGGCUCACUUCAAGUACAAACUGAGCUUGUGCAGGAUACCCGAUGCUUAA